AUGGUGACCCCUGAUCACCAAGUGCAAUGUCUGCACAUCGCUGCGGUAUGGCAGUUUGCCUCGGUGAUCGUUUCACCUCAGGAUAUGCCUGAGCAGGACGAGGCCGAAAAAGGCUUGCAGAGUGCAGUCAUGCUAGUUCAAGUCAAGCAGCAAUUGCGGCCUGUUCUCGUGGAAAAUUGGACAAGUGACGUGCCCCUGAGAUGUAGAUGGAAGCGCAAGAUUGGCGACCUCCCAGUGGAAAUCCCGGGAGUCACUUCAAACAUGUACCAGAUCUCAGCUGACGAUGUUGGGACCGACAUAUCUGUAGAGGCGCAACCAGCAGACAUGGACGAUGGUCACCACGGCACGGUCAUCGGAGAGAUCGGCCCCUUUGAACUCGACCCGGCGACCAGACGCAGCCUGGACAAUGCUUUGGGUUUGGGAGGAAGCAGGUUCGCGGUCAUGCAGUCAAAGCUUCCUGGAGAAGCUCCCGGAGGUGCCCGGCAGGAUCUAGCAAUACAAGUCUCGUCAGAGGGUGUCCGGGUGACGUCCGUUGGAGCUGGCUACCAGGGCCGUGACAGCCGGGAAGUCUAUGCUGAGUACUCGUCCGAAUACCCGAAAGUCAUAAUUCACCCGUUGGACACGACCAAGUUCCGGUUGGUCAUGAGCGAAGUCAAGACCUUCCACCUCAUGGCCCUUACGCGUACUGCGCGUGACUUGAUCGCCCUGACCAUUCGCUGCUUCCAUGCCAAGAAGUACAUGUCUACCUCGAGUCUUCUGCAGACUCUACUCCCUGUCCAGGCACCUGCUACAGCAGGUGCUGUAAUUCCGAUUACAGACGCUCGCUUGGAUGCAUGCAUUGUGCUUGAGACGCUGGCCAAGGAGCUGACACGUGGAAGCACCGAAUCCCCAGACCUACCAAAAUUCCUGCACAGCUACAGCAUGUCGCGCGAGUCAUCUUGGAUGCGCCGGGAUGAUCGCACAGGAGGCAUGCAGGCUGUUUCACUCAUUGCAUGCGCUGCAAUGCCAGGAUGGCUUGCGAUGACCUCACAGGUUAGAGGCGUCAUGACGGGCCAAGAGCCCAAGGCCGUGCAACAGCUGGUCUCGGAUCUCAAGAUGAUGGCCGCUUAUGAUGCAGCUGCUGACUGGGGCGAGGCGAAGGCCAUGGAUGGCGCAUAUGCUGCAAUGUCGUGGGAUGAUGCUGCUGUUAAGGCUGCGCUGCCAGAAUAUCUGAAGUCCUCGGGUGAGGUGCGCGCCAAGGUGGACUACGCUUUCAGUGCUCUGAUCCUGCGGCCGCCACCGACCAGUGACGUCCGACAGGCUGCGAUGCAAACCUGGAUCAAAGCCCGCUUAUUCACUUACAACAAGGUCCUUCCUUUCGACUUCAGCCCACCUGCAGCGUGA
Molecule: messenger RNA, 1383 nt
Organism: Symbiodinium sp. CCMP2592
Lineage: Eukaryota; Dinophyceae; Suessiales; Symbiodiniaceae
Source: the annotation of a GenBank genome assembly